AUGCAUCAGCACCCUCGAUCACCUGCGGUGCCUUCAUCGGCACCCAGGCUCUCUUCCAACCUGCCCGCUCGGGACGACCCAAGAGAGCACGACUCCGUGCCACCCUCGCCUUCUACAGACAUGAGAACAAACUCCGCUCGGGGCCUAGGCAUCGAUGCCGGAGCAGACGCCACCGGGCAGACGAGAGAAGCAGCACUCAGGAAAGAGGCCAUCACCAAGUUGAACCAGAUCAUCUCGAACUACCACACAAAAGCCGCUCUGAUCAUUUUGCAUUCACGCGUGGAGCUGCCGGCAAGCUUCAAUAAGGGCUCUGAUAGCCCGAGAAUCAAUCGCUGGGUACGACGAUCCCGUCCUGUUUCGUUACCCCACUUCAAGAACGAAGUGCUAACCUCGAUCUCGUCUUUCCAGUUUAAUGUCGAAUUGGAAGAUACGGAUGCUCUGCGGGAGCCACUUUGGACCUGGAGGUCAUGCAACGCCACGGAGAAGCGACCGCCACCCCUCAUCAUCGAAACGUUUCUAGACGGCAAGGGCCUUACGAAUAACCAGAGCUUGGUGAUUUUAGACGAGAACGGUAAGCGAUGGGAUGUACAAGAAUCACUCACGGCAUCAAGAGGUGCCCGUGCAUCUCAAGGACGCCAGUCGGACUCUAAUGAGAUUAUUUUGGAAAGAUGGAGAAUCGAGUUAGGCGAGUCCUCCAGCGGGCUGCCGUCAGAUCUGAGCUCCAUCUUGCCGACUGUGUAUAAGAAAAGCAUUGUCCUUUUCCGAUCCUUAUUCACUUAUUCUAAGUUCCUACCUGCGUGGAAGUUCUCUAAGCGCAACACAAAGGUUCGUCGGAGCCCGGCACUACACCUCAGAUAUCGUGUGGUAGAUGGGAGCACUAUACGCAGUGAUUCUGCGGCUGAUCCUUUGACGAUUCCGUUACAUGAGAGGACUGAGAAGGUGGUGGACACGUAUAGAUUUGGCGUGACAGAAUCCCCUGCUGGGCCCUUCACAGUAUCAGUCACAUAUCGAACGAAUUGCGAUUUCCGGGUGGACGAUUCAGAAGCGCUACUGAGCUCGCGUUUCAUGGGCGCCGACGACGCUAUCUUCCGUCCCUCAUUGCCGUCAGAGGAAGCUACUCGCCUGGGGCCUGAAGUUGGGUCGGUACCAGUGGAAAGAAGGACGAUUGAAAAUCCAGACUGCUCGCGUGCAUACGGAAGUCUGUCAACGUUUCACCAGGUUGGGCCGGCUACUGGCGCCAGUCCUAUAUCUGCAUUGCGAGCAGCCCGCGAUUCAGGUGUUGGGUCGUCAUCUCCAUCGGAUUCGCCUAAGAAGUUGAUGCCCGCUGCGAAAAUAGCACCCACAGGACGUGCCGCUCAACUUGCAAGUGAAAGUGGCAGUUCUAACUUUACUCGUCGCCCUUCUGUCUCAUUCCAACCCUUCAAAGCACCACCUCUCUCCGCAUCACCUGCUCUCGUCGAUACUCCUUUAGGCGUGUCUCCUCGUACUACAUCUGCACGUCUCUCUAUUGGAACGUCCGCAGACUCGAGGUUCAUGCCCCCUCCCUCCGUUGCAGCAGCCGCUCGUCGACCUCCGGUUCUUGCAUCUGAACAGGCUAUACCUUCUUCUACUUCCGCAUCUCCCAAGCCUGCACCCCUUACACGCUAUAGUAGUUCUUUCAGCCACCGUCGAGGCCGACCAUCCUCGGGAGGUAUUCCCCGAAUGGAAGAUGACACCUCCAGCGGCAAAGCUAGUGCUGCAUCGUCCAACGUCCAGCCCGGCUCCGGCCUUCUCGCAGAAGCAACAGGGACGAGCGCGGAAUCGAUGCACGCAGACGAUGAAAAUAUUUCUGAGUUCCUGAAGAUGCUUGAUACAAGUAAGGACUUGAUGACUCGGUCCGCGGCCAAUAUCUCGCUUGAGGAGAGUGCUCGAAACGCGACUGCUCCUGCAGCUGCUCUGGCUCGCUUCCGAGGCCUGGUUGCGCCGCACGCCGCCCUCUCAGAUUCCAUGACAUCCUCCAUGCACAUACAUCGAUCCUCUACUUCCUCCAGCAAGCAGCUGUCAGGCGUCCCACCGAUGGUUGCGGGUACCUCCAUAUCUACUGCCUCUUCUCCUGGGAAACCAAUCUCGCCUCACACGCCUCAUACGCCUGCCAUCCGAUCCCGCCUCAGCUCCAAUAGUGUUGCUGAUGAUAUCGUCAUUGACCACGAACGCCAGCGGGCCGCAAAUAUCGAGCACGAUCCUGCACUCGAUGAGCACCCCAGCCUCGAAGCCACCCAGCAUGCCUCUACUGCAGCUGCCAUUGACAUUCCAACUUCUCCGCGGGUCUUCGAUCCCAGCUAUCGCCGGUCAAGCUCUGCCGCCCAACAUAGACGCCAUACGGUUAGCGAUGACGACGAGAUCUUCCCCUUCGGUAUGCGCAGCAUGAGCGUGGGACCUCAGCUCCCUCUACCUAUCGGCACACAGCAAGAGGCCGAGUUCGCUCCCGAGAAUCAAUCCAAUCAACAGUCACCCUCUAUCGACGCACCUGCUACCGCCACAAGCAGCACCGGCCCCUACCGCGACGCUGUCUCAUCUCGAGGCGCUGGUCCUACGGCUACAUCAACUUCGUCCACUACAAACGUUUACCAGCCCCGUUUCGCCAGCUCGCGCGGCCGUGGUUUCUCCGGUGGUCCGCAAUCCCUUAGUUCUGCCUCCAGCAGCCUAGCCCGAGGCGCUAAUAUCCCGUCUCAUCUCGUCGAGCGCGAUGCCGACCGCGACGGUAACGCCAGCGGUAGCAACAGCGGCAAUUCCACCAUGGAGAUACGGCGUGGAUCCGGCCACCGGCCUAGCACCAACCGAGCCCCGCCAUCUCAGAUCGAAGACGACGAGCCCCUGCUUUUCGCAAUGAGCGAUUUCGGCGCUUCCCGGCGCAGUCUGGAAGAGAACCGAGGCAAUCACGGUGGCAGUGACUCGGCCGGUGGAUCUCGUCGUGGCAGCGGCCGUCGCGGAGCUGGACUCCCUGGCUUCCAUCCCUGGUCCUAG
Penicillium atrosanguineum is the source of this 3003-nucleotide messenger RNA. RefSeq lists its product as uncharacterized. The coding region runs from base 1 to 3003 and encodes 1000 amino acids. The record is from RefSeq and is a predicted model, not a curated record. The transcript is spliced from 2 exons. Gene Ontology annotation, biological process: autophagosome assembly; protein localization to phagophore assembly site; piecemeal microautophagy of the nucleus. Lineage: Eukaryota; Fungi; Ascomycota; Eurotiomycetes; Eurotiales; Aspergillaceae. Gene Ontology annotation, cellular component: cytosol; phagophore assembly site; extrinsic component of membrane.